ACACCAACCAGCAAACAAUAAAAAUUCUUUUUCCGAACUUUGACUCUCUCUCUCUCUCUCUCUCUCUCUCUCUUUCUUUCUUUCUCUCGAUUAACACUCAUUGAAUGGCGCGAACAGCAGCAGGAGGAGGAGGAGGAGGACGUGACCGACCACAACCCAUAGCGCACCUUACAGGUGGUGCAGUAUCCGGCAUGACCUCAUGCAUCAUGUUACAACCAUUAGAUCUGAUAAAGACUCGACUUCAACAGUCCAACCGUGACGCUGCGCACUUGAAGAACACCCUCACAACCCAACUUAAGAAAAAACAUACCAUGUUAACGACCAUACAAGAUAUCGUCAAGACGAACGGAGCAGCAGGACUUUGGCGUGGUACUGUACCUACGAUUGUUCGAAAUGUUCCGGGGACAGCCAUCUACUUUACGACACUUUCAGAAAUACGCAAUGCUAUCUCUGCAUCACGAUCCACUUGGCAGCCUGUGUUAUCAAGGGUCACUGGUGUUUCCUAUCAAAAGCAAGAAAAGUACGAAAACUUAAUAGCCGGUAUAACAGCGCGUGGUGCUGUUGGAUAUAUUUUGAUGCCAUUCACUGUUCUCAAAGUUCGCUAUGAGAGCAAUAUGUAUAACUACGGAUCCAUGCUGGAAGCUUUCAGAUCCAUCGUCAAAUACGAUGGAGUUCGUGGAUUGUUUGCUGGUUAUGGGGCGACAUUUAUUCGUGAUGCACCCUUUGCUGGCAUCUAUUUGUUCUUUUAUGAACACUGGAAGUCAAUGGCUAACGGUUGGAAAAGCCAACACGAUGUUCCUGUUGCCAACGUCGCUAUCAAUCUUGGUGCGGGUGUAGUGGCAGGCACCACAGCAACGUGUAUUACACAGCCAUUCGACAUGAUGAAGACCCGGAUGCAACUCGACCCACACAUUUAUCCAAACAUCUGGGCUACUACACGGCGGGUGUUCUUAGAGGACGGUGUCAAGGGAUUCUUUGAUGGCAUCAGCUUACGGCUUGCCCGUAAACCUCUAAGUUCGGCUAUAUCCUGGGCUAUAUAUGAAGAAGUCGUCCGCUUCUUCUCCAAACGUCGAGAAGCCAUGUCUCAAACCGCUCUUUGAGAACUUUUUCUAAUCAACACUAAUUCAUACAUAUAAAACAGCAUCUUUCAUACACAAACAUUCAACACCCCCCCACCCUCUCACAUCUCUUCCCUCUUGCCCAACAACUACAAGUCGCGUCGCAUUUCUUUCUCAAUGGUAGAUGAUAUAUAUAUCGCAUUCAUUUUUUGUUCCUCUUGUUUUUAUCCCACUGUUCAUUCCUCACGAAAAUAAACAUCCCACAUAUAUCAACAGCA
Messenger RNA from Zychaea mexicana, 1336 nucleotides. Its product is annotated as mitochondrial carrier domain-containing protein. The transcript is spliced from 6 exons. Bases 105 to 1100 code for a protein of 331 amino acids. Gene Ontology annotation, biological process: glycine import into mitochondrion. NCBI's taxonomy places the organism in Eukaryota, Fungi, Mucoromycota, Mucoromycetes, Mucorales, Lichtheimiaceae. The record is from RefSeq and is a predicted model, not a curated record. Gene Ontology annotation, molecular function: glycine transmembrane transporter activity. Gene Ontology annotation, cellular component: mitochondrial inner membrane; mitochondrion.